This is a messenger RNA of Daphnia carinata, 2369 nucleotides long. RefSeq lists its product as uncharacterized. The transcript has 7 exons. The record is from RefSeq and is a predicted model, not a curated record. Lineage: Eukaryota; Metazoa; Arthropoda; Branchiopoda; Diplostraca; Daphniidae. Bases 14 to 2203 code for a protein of 729 amino acids.
UUACGAAUUAAGAAUGCCAUCGCCGUUCAAUGGAAGCUUAAUUAAACUACUUGGCUUGUUCAUCGCCAUUUACGUCAUCCAAUCUCAAUCCGUCCAGUCGUCCACGGAAGCCCCUCUUAUCCUUGGCAAUUUUUCGACUGAAAUCCCUGGUUUAAAACUCUUACUUCCCACUAAUUUAACGAGCAAACAAAGUCAGUUGCCGAGCAAGACGAACGUCACCAUCUUUGGAACAACAAGCGGCGGUGUGACAAAAAGUGGCAUCAUCCAGAGUAGAAUAAUCAUAUUAAAUCCAAAAGCCGGUUUUCAUGCCACCUUUAUGGCGACCAUAACAUUCAUCGGUUGGUGUAUGCAAACGUACGAGUAUGUCACGCUGUUGGUAUCCGUUUUGGCAAGAAACGAGCCAGAAAAACGGAGAAACUAUCGAGAUGCAGCCGAAGAGAUCAACAGGAUUGAAGGAAUUUUAGAUCAAAUGACACUCAACAGCAUCCACGAGCAAGUGUACAUAAGAGAUAACGUGGCUCCCUACGAAGAGCAAAUUAGACUAUGUGCCACAAAGGCGAUUGAGUACCUGGAAUCACCGAAUUCUUCCGUGGCAAAAGAAGAAUUUCUGACUGGAGCAAAAUCGCUAGAAAACAGCAUCGUCAGAAUUUUUGAAAGAUUUCUCAAUCAAUCAGUUUCGGGACCGUCGUAUCUUGAAAGCUUACGCCAGGCAACACAGUGCCAUCGACGUCAAGUGGUCAACUCUGCACAAGGAAUUAUGCAGCUGUUAUCGUUAGGGACAGGAACACUUCCCUUAUACUUCAAAGAAAGUAACAUGUCACUAGCUGAUCAGAAUAGAAAGAAAAGUCGAUUAGGAAAGUAUCAACAAGAAGCUAUUGUAAAGAUUAACGCACUCGAAAUAGAAUGCGUUAAAGAAAACCAAUUGCGCAACGAAGUAAAAGAAAUGAUUAAACAAAAUAACGCUACUUCAAACCGCGAUCUAGCCGAAAUCAUUUACGAUCACCUUAGCGACAAGUACGACACUAAACAUUGGUUCGUCGUCGUUUACAGCGCUGUUGCCGAUGAUGAACACCACAGAAUUGCAUUCUACCCCGGAUCGAAUAACUGCCAAUGGAUGGGACACGAAGGCAAUAAAAACGCGAUUAUUUGCUCAGAAAACAGCGUUUGUCCGUGGGGUCAAAUAGCCAUUGAAGUAACGAUGGACAAGAUAAGUGGAUACUUCAAUAAUUAUUUCCCGAGACCUAGCGUCGCUUUUGACGAGAUGAACUCGUUGAAAGUAGUCCCGGAAACAAACAUGAUGGCUGUUAUCCCGCAAUCGGCCAAAGCCGAAAUUGUUACGUCAAAAGAAAUGUGUUUUUUUGCCCAUAAUUACGGCAAUCAGAUCAUCGUUCCAUGGGGAUUGACAACGAUAGGAAUCCCUCUGAAAAUCAAUAGGAACCCGACAUAUUUUGCGAUACAGACAUAUGGCAAAAUCAUGCAAGCCUCGCAAUAUGAGAUUAUAGUAGUAGAUCCUACGUUCAAUGCCGGGAAAGUAAAACCUAAUGAUAACCAACUGUGGUAUUUGGAUGAAAAUGGUAUUCGCGCCAAGAUUAACGGUUACUGUCUUUACUCUUCAGACGGUCGAUUUCGAACGCAGCCUUGCGACAAACAAAAAUGGAUGUUGCGAGAUCGCAAAAUCAUCGACAUGUACAAUCCAAAAAAUUGCGCGGCCAUACCCAAUUGGAGUUCACCGACACGUCCGCCGACAACGUUUCCGUUAAUUGAGUCGGCCUGUAGCAACCAGGCGAACCAGGCGUGGUCAAUAGUGAAAGAGCCAACGUACUUUGCAAUUAAGAGUAAAAUGCACGGCAAGGUGAUUGACAUCUCGAACGACCCCACGAAUUAUGGAACCAUCAGAAUGUGGGAGCCCAUGAAUACUAGUAUUCAACUUUGGUUCCAAGACGAGAAUAAGUUUAUCCGUGCCAAAUUCACCGGGUACUGUCUAUACUCGAAAGGUUACUAUGCUGGUGGAUUCAUGACGUUGCCAUGCGACCAAACAGAAAGUCAAAAAUGGGCACGCCGAAACAAUCAAAUCGCCAAUUUGAACCAGCCCUCAAAUUGUAUGGACAUCUUCCACGCAGAAAAACAGGACGGAGCUCGUGUUGUCGAGUACACAUGCAGCAGUACAAUCAAUAUGCAAUGGGAAUUCGAUAUCGUUUGGUAGGCUAUUCAGGGUUGCGGUCAAAAUGCAAAUAUAACAAAGUGAAAACGUCAACUUUGUGUUCUGUUAACAGCAAAACUAACAUUUUGCGGACAUCCGCAGGUGUACAAAAGUAGUUGAUUUUCUCGCUAGAUGUCAUUGUAAUUAAAAGAAAUUCCUGUCACAGUUG